Molecule: messenger RNA, 438 nt
Organism: Kwoniella botswanensis
Lineage: Eukaryota; Fungi; Basidiomycota; Tremellomycetes; Tremellales; Cryptococcaceae
Exons: 2
Coding region: 1-438 (145 amino acids)
Source: RefSeq, a predicted model, not a curated record
AUGAAGGCGGCAAGAAAAGAAGCUAAAAUUUACAACACUCGUCUGAAGAAUCUUCAAGGUGACAAGGUACGGGAAUGUCAUGGACUCUGGAAAGUAAACUCAGGACCAAAUAAACGACUGAUCAUGGUGCUUUCGCGAGUUGAAGGGCGGUUGGAAGGUGAGGACGAAAAUUGGGGGAACUUACACGAUCUUGAUAGAUUGGAAAUCGCCAAACUGUAUCAAGCUAUUCAUUCGGUGGGAGUGGUUCAUGGAGAUAGAUGUUUGCGACAUAUACGUUAUGACUAUAGUUAUCCAAGUACCGAUCCUUACAAAGAUCCUUCACCGUUGAUGUUGAUAGAUUUCGAAGGUAGCAAGAUCGUCGGUAAACGACAUCCGGAUCUGUUGGAAGAGAAAUCCAUUGUGCUUUCGAAAUUGGACUUGGCUGAGGAUUAUUAUUAG